ACGAUCGCCUACAUUGAGAAAAUGUUGCAAGAAAAAGAUAUUUUAGAUCAUUUUAUGAACGAGAAAGGUAACCUAUCUUCGACACAUGGAAGACAGGAACCAUCACACGACGAGGAAACUGACCAAGUUCCAGGCAAAAAAUCACAUGGUGAUGAAGGUGUGGAAGUAAACGAAGGAAAUGCUGUUGAUGACAACACGAAAUAUUUUAUCACAACAGAUCAUGUUUCAAAAGACGUAGGUGAAGUACACAAAGUGAAGAGUAAGGAGGGCAAAUGUAUUUCCAAGAUCAGAAAAGUAAAGAGAAGUCAUAAAAGAAAACUGCAUGACACUUUUAAUGAAGAGAUGGAUAUGCCAAGAAAUCUGAGCUCUAAUGAGAUUAAAAGAUCAAACAUCCGUCAUUUGUUUGCAGCCUGGCUCAUUUUUCAUGUUCAGCGCCUAUCACUGAAAACAGGGGUAAAGGCAUUUGUAUGGGCUACUUUGUUAUUAUCUAUGCAAUUCUCGCUAGUUACAACAUCUCCUAUUCAAAUAACCAAAGACGCAACAAACGAAUAUGAUUACAGCAUACUGAAGGCUUCACAAUGUAAUGGCAUUGGUGUUUUAAGACCCCGCACAUGUGGAAGAAACGAAAAAAUGUUUAACAUCUACAUUGAGUUUUGCGGAUUUGCGGCUAUGUGCGAUCCUGGAUAUAAACCAAUUUGCAUAGAUGGAGAUGAUGAUGAAACAAUAUACUUUUGCUCCCCUUAUAAUCUUACAUGCAAAAAAGGCUACAGAAGGAAGGUCAGAAAAAAAGAAGCUGAUCCCGAUCUUGUUAUUGUGAAAGAAGAAAAAUGUCCACUAGGGACGUACCAACCUUCUGAAUCCGACUGUUACAACUCAUGUGCCUACAGACAUGAAAGUCUUGAAGACCUUCCAAGCCAAUAUGCCGUUUAUAGCUCUGGAGAUAAUGCAUCACCAGCAAUGGUAUAUUGUGAUUUCCAUAGAGGUUUCUACAACCCAAAUGGGAAUUUCUUGACUAGAUAUGACAGAGAAAUGACAUACAGCUCUUUCCAGUGUACCAAUGUGAAGGAGCACAAUCCAUGCCAUGGUGUAAUGUCCCCACUUCCAGAUGGCUCGUGUGUUGAGCCGUGUGAAGCUGGGCACUCUCGAGAUGUUUACGACAACUUUAGGUGCACUAAGAACAACAUCGUUGAAAAUCCAGAAAAGACAGCAACAAAGAGUGGUUCUAAAGACGAUGAUGGAUAUGAACGAUUUCAAGCAGACGACAAGCAUGAGAUUGAAUGGAUUACACCGGUGCAAAGUGAAAAUACUUCUACGCAGAAUUGGCAUGUUACAGUAAUCAUAGUAAUGGUUAUUGCUGCCCUCCUCUUUACUGUAGGAAGUAUGAUCGUUAUUUGCUGCACCCGAAAAGGGAGUACAUGUAUGUAAAAAUACUAAUUCAAGUCGAGAGAAUUCAGCUUCAAGCUAAUGCCUUAUCUACAGUUUGCAGAAAAUUCCAAAUUAUUUGACUUUAUAUGACAUUUUGCCAUGGACAAAAAUGUUUUGUUGGAAUUCAUUUAUUCUGAUUUUGUUAAUUUGUGUUUUGUUUAUAUUCUAGCUUGUAUUUUCUUUUUCAUGAAUAUUGUUAAUAUGUUAUAUCAUUUACUUUGAUAGCAAAACACGGUUUAGAUGUUAUAUAAAAUAUAAAUUAACACUUUGAUUCGUGCCUAUUGUGUUUAAAAAAAUGAUAUAAUGUAUGAUUUUUUUCUGCUUAAACCUACAUCAAUACAAAUAAAAAUGUUUUUGAAUAUUAAGUAAGAAAAGCAAAUAAAAAACUUUAUCUUUGCAAAUAUUUAAUCGAUAAAACAAUUUAAAAGUGAAGUUUUGACCAAUUUGACCAAAUGUAACAAUUUUAAUUCUGUCAAUGGUAUGCUUAUCUUUUUUCCGGUUGUAUCAAUAUUUGUCUUUUAUUAUUCGAAAUAAAUUUGUAUUCACCUUUU
Molecule: messenger RNA, 1976 nt
Organism: Ruditapes philippinarum (Manila clam)
Lineage: Eukaryota; Metazoa; Mollusca; Bivalvia; Venerida; Veneridae
Exons: 10
Coding region: 22-1425 (467 amino acids)
Source: RefSeq, a predicted model, not a curated record